This is a messenger RNA of Kuraishia capsulata CBS 1993, 393 nucleotides long. RefSeq lists its product as uncharacterized. The record is from RefSeq and is a predicted model, not a curated record. NCBI's taxonomy places the organism in Eukaryota, Fungi, Ascomycota, Pichiomycetes, Pichiales, Pichiaceae. Gene Ontology annotation, biological process: tRNA methylation; peptidyl-glutamine methylation; rRNA (guanine-N7)-methylation. The transcript has a single exon. Gene Ontology annotation, molecular function: protein heterodimerization activity. The coding region runs from base 1 to 393 and encodes 130 amino acids.
AUGAAGUUCUUGACUACAAACUUUGUGAGGUGUGCGGUUAAAUCUUGUGCUGCAUCUUCUGACUCAUUUCCUUUGGUGUUCUCCGAAUGUCAGCUGGUGCAGCAGGAACAGGAUUUCGACGCUGAGUUCCUUACAAGCAUGUUAGACAGAUUGGAUUGGCCUGCGUUGAUAAAGGUUGCUGCUGAUUUGGGUAACAACUCCAUUCCACAAGUGAAACCGGAAAACAUAGAUCCAGAAGACCCGGAAAGCGAGCGUAUACUGAGAGAUUUGCACAGCCUGCUGCUCGAAACACAGAUAACAGAGGGAAAGAUGAUAUGCAACCACUGCCAGCACGUAUACUACAUCAAGAACUCGGUUGCGAACUUUUUGCUUCCUCCUCAUUUGGCUAAUUAA